Messenger RNA from Pelobates cultripes (western spadefoot toad), 762 nucleotides. Lineage: Eukaryota; Metazoa; Chordata; Amphibia; Anura; Pelobatidae. The record is from the annotation of a GenBank genome assembly.
AUGGCGGUGGGAAGAAGCACCCAGCUAAUCCUAAGAAAUCAAGCUAACCAAAAACGAUUUAAAUACUUAGAAUGGUGUUUAAAGUGUUCAUUUAAGGGGGCGGAGCUUAACCACGGAGCCGAAUGGACGCCAUCAUCCACGGCUCCCCGGCACCAAGACACAAUCUGCCGCGCAUCUCAGGUAGGGGGGGCCAUCGAACCGCGGGACCCACAGCCACAAUCCCAGGGCUCACAGGGCUAUCCACCGAUGCCCUUUUUAUACCCACAAUCGGGCAAAAAACGAGUCCGCAAAUCCCGGGCCUACCUCACUCUCCCACCGGCAUCGCAGCUACCCGUGGGGAUCCCCCUGAGCCUGGAGGACUGGUGCGGACAGCGGGCAGGUCACCAAUCACCCGACAACGAUAUGGGGAGGCGAACACAGAAGCCACAACAGGCAGCACCCAGGGACUCCCAAGAUAUUGGGACUCUGCUGCAACGCACAGCAGGCCACAAAAUGGCGGCCGAACAAGACCAGGAACCUGGCCCCACACACUCAGUGCAGCUGUCCCAGGGAAGCAGCACAGACAUGAGAGCUGAGGCUCCCAGCAGCCCACAAGCAGAGGGGGAUGACUCAGCCCCAGCCACUAAAAGGGACAUCAGACUCCUAUUACAGGAGAUGAAGGGGCUGUUUGACACCGACAUAAACUUAAUCCGCACAGAAACGCAGGCGGUGAUGGCAAGAGUACAGGCCUCUGAAGAAGAUAUACUAGACCUCCGACAGGAG